AUGCUAGUAACAUUGUAUGCAGGGGUGACAUGCUGCAAUUGCCGUACUGUACUCAAGAACGAACGGAACGGGGUAGCAACGGCGUACCUGCUGGUGACGUCGACGUCGGCGUUGGCGGAGCUGCUGCAGCUGGGCGGGGCUUCGGCGGUCAGGGCGGGGCGGCCGGGCUCCGGCGAGCGACAGUCAGGGGCGGGGCGGCCGGGCUCCAGCGAGCGGCGGACAGGGCCGGGGUGGCCGGGAUCUGGCGGCACGAGCCGCGGUCGGGGCCGGGGCGGCCGGAAUCCGACGGCGCAAGCCGCGCUCGCGGCGGGGCGGCCGGGCUCCGGCGAGCGGCGGACAGGGUCGGGGGUGGCCGGGAUCUGGCGGCACGAGCCGCGGUCGGGGCGUGGCAGGGCGGCCGAGCUCCGGCGAGCCGCGGUUGGGGCGGGCCGGGGCGGCCAGGCUCCGGCGAGCCGCGGUCGGGGCCGGGGCGGCCGGAAUCCGACGGCGCAAGCCGCGCUCGCGGCGGGGCGGGGCGGAGUCCGACGCGGCGGGGCGGGGCGGAGUCCGGCGGUGCGGGGCGGGGUGAGCCGCGCUCGGGCAGCUGCGUUCGGGAGGAGGCGAUGCGGGAGAGAGAUACGAGAUCAGGAGAGAGAUGCGUUCGGGGGCUGA
Sorghum bicolor (sorghum) is the source of this 651-nucleotide messenger RNA. Its product is annotated as spidroin-1. The record is from RefSeq and is a predicted model, not a curated record. NCBI's taxonomy places the organism in Eukaryota, Viridiplantae, Streptophyta, Magnoliopsida, Poales, Poaceae. Bases 1 to 651 code for a protein of 216 amino acids. The transcript has a single exon.